AUUCAGGAGGACAACCUGCUGGCACAGCUGGUGCAGAACGGAAGGAGAGUGGUCUUCAUGGGUGAUGACACAUGGGAAGGACUCUUCCCAAAGAAGUUCUUCCGCUCUUAUUUCUUCCCUUCUUUUAACGUGAAGGAUCUUCACACUGUGGACAAUGGGAUCCUGCAGCAUCUCUAUCCAACUGUUGACAGUGGUGAAUGGGACGUGCUGAUUGCUCACUUCCUCGGCGUGGACCACUGUGGGCACAAACACGGACCUGACCAUCCUGAAAUGGCGAAGAAGCUCACCCAGAUGAAUGAGAUGCUCAGGUCCUUGGUGGAUCACCUGGGGAAUGACACCCUUCUUCUGGUGGCUGGGGACCAUGGCAUGACAGACACCGGAGACCAUGGCGGCGACAGUGAGAAGGAAGUGAAUGCAGCACUGUUUGUGUACAGCAAAACAGCCCUAUUUGGCACUGGCCCUCCAGAGGAGCCUGAGGCCAUUCCCCAAGUGAACCUGGUGCCCACUGUGGCCCUGCUGCUGGGUGUGCCCAUCCCCUACAGUAGCAUCGGGGAGGUGAUGGCUGAGCUGUUCUCCGGGGAUGGCGACACUGUGUCUGCAGCCUUGCAGCAGCUCUCGGUCUAUCACAUCAACGCCAAGCAGGUGGACCGCUUCCUGCACUCCUACUCACUGGUGGCUCAGGACCUGCCAGCAGAGCAACUCCAGCACCUGCAGGAGCUCUUCUCUGGUGCUGUGGAGGAGCACGCUCAGCUCUUGGCCCAGGUGCAGGGAGCAACACCGGUGCCUCCGGAGCUGGAGUCCAGGCUGAGAAGCCUCAUCAGUCGCUUCCAGCUCUACCUGCGGGAGGCACGGGCUGUGUGCACCCAGUCCUGGGCCCGCUUCCACCUGCUGCGUAUGGUGGGGGGCUGCACCCUUAUUGCUGCUUCCUGCUUGCUCUGCUACAUUGCCUCAGACCUGGCCACAGCAUCGGACUCUUUCUAUCGCAGCUGCCUCCUGUACCCACUGUUCUGGGGCCUUGUGGUGGCUGUUCUGCUUGGACUGGCCCAUGCAUUCACCCGGGAGGGGCUGGAUCUCCUCCUGGUGGUGUCAUGCACAGCCGCUGCUUCUCAGCUGGGUUUUUUCUGGCACUGGUGGGGCCAGCAUCCUAAGCGAGCCCGUUUGGUGGGCAGUCAGCCACCCUUGGCCAGCGCUGGCCUGAGGCAGAGGCUGCGAGAAUGGCUGGGGCUGGCCUUCCCCAUGAGCAUUCUGCUCUUCCGCUGCGGAGCUAUGUUCUCUGAUAGCUUUGUGGUGGCUGAGGCCCGGGUGGCCCCCUUCCUGCUGGCCUCGCUGGUGGUGGUGUUAGUAGGGAAGCUCCACUGGGACGGUCGCCUGACUGUGCCCGAAGGCCCCAAGCCGCAGCUCCUUGGCUUUUCUUCUUACCGGAGAGAGAUCUGGUACUUGCUGUGCCUCGUGGCCAUGCUCCUGCUCUGUGUGCGCCUCUCCGGUUUCUUCCACCAGUGCCGUGAAGAAAUCCCUCAGUGCCGGCCCUCUCUUUUCCUCUCCCCCCUUGCCAGCCUGAGAAACACACGGGCCAAGAACCUCUUUUACCUCCUGUGCGUGGCCUUGCUGGCUGGACUGGUGGUCCUCUGCAUGGCCUGCUAUUGGGCCGUUGCCUCCAGUGCUGACGACUCUCUUGGCAAGCUGCAGGAGCUGGUGCAGGUGGCAGUUGUUGCCUUUCCGUGGGCUGUCUAUGGACUAGUGUCCGUGGGGCUGCUGCUCCUGCUGUGCAAUCCCAUGACGGUGUUUGCAGAGGACACACGGGAGUCGGCAGGAUCCAUCGUCACGCCCUACUUGGGGGUUCCCAGCUCUGAAGUCGACUUCCUCCACGUCAUCCCUCAGAUCUACAGGAGGAUGCAGGAGUCUCAGAAAAGCCGCCUGGAGCGGGGCAGCUGCAGGGCCACCAUUGCAGCGUAUGGGCUGGGCAGCGUGUACUCGGCAGCCCUGGUCAUAGCACUCACCCUGCUGGGCUUCCUCUUGAUGCUUCUGCAUAGUGAGCGGCUGAGUCUUGCCUUUCUGCUCCUCUUCCUGGAGGCCUUCGUGCUACUGCACAUCCACACACGUGCCAGAGGCCUUGCUGGAGACGCUGAGCCUUUUUCGGUGUCCUGGUACGCAGUCAUCUCCUGGCUCCUUGCUGCUUCCCAGUUCUUCUAUUCCACAGGCCACCAGCCCAUCCUCCCAGCCAUCCACUGGAACGCAGCCUUUGUGGGCUUCCACCUUGACCACAGCACGAAUCUCCUUCCUGCUCUCCUGGUGGGCGCCAACACCUUUGCCUCCCAUAUCCUCUUUGCAGUUGGCGUCCCUCUGCUCCUGCUUUGGCCCUUUGUGUGUGAGAUGCCCAGCUCGCAGAAGAGGAAGCCCAGGAAGGAGCCCCGGGAGGAGCUGCAGGAGAUGGAGGAGCACAUGAUGGAGAUGAGGCUGCGGGAAUCCCCGGAGAAGUUCUCCACUGCUCUGCUGCAGCUGGGGCUGAAGUAUCUCUUUGUCCUUGGGACACAGCAUCUGGCCUGUGUUUGUGCAGCUAUGAUCCUCAGGAGGCACCUCAUGGUCUGGAAGGUCUUUGCCCCAAAGUUCCUCUUUGAGUCGCUGGGCUUCGUGGUGAGCAGCAUCUGCCUCCUGCUGGGGAUCUCCCUGGUGAUGCGUGUGGACUGUGCUGUCAGCACCUGGUUCAGCCAGCUUCAGCUCAGGUAG
Molecule: messenger RNA, 2724 nt
Organism: Phaethon lepturus (White-tailed tropicbird)
Lineage: Eukaryota; Metazoa; Chordata; Aves; Phaethontiformes; Phaethontidae
Gene: PIGO
Product: phosphatidylinositol glycan anchor biosynthesis, class O
Exons: 11
Biological process (GO): GPI anchor biosynthetic process
Cellular component (GO): endoplasmic reticulum membrane
Molecular function (GO): mannose-ethanolamine phosphotransferase activity
Source: RefSeq, a predicted model, not a curated record